AUGCCGUGUAUUUGUUAUGCGAACAAAACUUUUACCGGAAAGACAACUGAAGAAAUUAUUGAAAUGUUGAUAAAAGAGACGGAAAUUGACACUAAAAGUACAGCAUCAGCUAAAAAUAAGUUGAUAAGCAAGAUAGAUAAUAGACCAACAUCAAAAGCAAUUGGUUCUAUUGGACUAUGUAUUAUCUUACUUCUAACAGGAUGUAUGGUUUUGUCAGACGCUGUAAUAGCUUUUUUUAAAAUAAAGGAAAUGAUUGGCGCUAAACUUAAAGAAAAAUACAGAAAAACAUAUGUGAAAAAGUAUGUGACGUCACUCUGUAGCAACUUACAGACAUGUUACAACUGUGGUGUGGAGUGUGGUGGCAUGGAAUUAACUGGUUUGAACCAGUCGGAAUGUAUAGCGUACUUAGAUCACACAUCAGUAUUUGUGGUGGAGUACCGUCCUUCUGAUACCAAGUGUGUGUUGGGCUCAUGCAACGGAAUCGAUUAUAAGAAUCCAUACUAUUACGAUAACGUCAGAGCAUUUAGAUACACGUGCACAACAGAGUGCCUGGACUUUUCACUUGAUGAGGACUCAAAUCGUUACAUUAGUAACACACCUACUAGCGAGAUAAGCACAACUAGAGCUCUGUGUAUAGAACUAUGUUUUGACAUAGAGUAUUGCUACAUGUGGGAACAUGUGGGAACAUCCUGCAUACUCUAUGCCGACUGUGGACUUACUCUUUCUUGCUCAACAUCUUUCACUAUAGACAUUAGUCACAAAACGUUUACAAGAACAUGUCUGGAAAAUUGUGGUGACCCUCAGGUACCUGCAAAUGGAAAUGCUACAUACCUAGACACAACGGUUGAGUCAGUGGCAUAUUUUUACUGUAAUGAAGGGUUUGUCGAGGUUACAGGUUCGAACAACCAGACUUGUCAAUCAAACGGCACGUGGUCAUUACCCCAGCCAUUUUGUGAACUGAACGAAACAACAACAACAUCAACCACAACGGUUACUACCACUACUGCACUACCUCCAACAACAACAUCAUCAGUUACAACAGUAGCUCCUACCACAACUCCAAAACCAACAACCACAACUACUGCUACAACUACUACUGCUACUACUUCUACCACUCCGAUUCCGACGACGACGACGAUACCUUCAACUGCGGGUACGUCAUCAACGUCAACGUCAAACUCCGCCCAGGUUAUGACGUCAUCAGCUACAUCAAGACCAACAUAUACCAUAACUGCUCCAAAAAUAUACAUCAUGCCCUGCAUAUGCUACGAAAAUAAAACUUUUACGGGAAAGUCGAAUAAAGAAAUUAUUGAAAUACUGAUAAAAGAGACUGAGAUUAACACGAAAAAUACGUCACAUGCACUUUAUAAACUUAAAAGUAGAGAAGAUCACCGACCGACCUCUCAAGUGAUAGGAUAUACCGGUCUGUGCUUUCUGAUUAUAGCAUUCUGCUGUAUCAUUGGGUCAGACGCUUGCAUCAUUGUAGCAAAACUGAAGGAAAUGAAUCAGAGGUCGAAUAAUUAAUUAUUAGAAGAAUUAAACG
Messenger RNA from Ruditapes philippinarum (Manila clam), 1543 nucleotides. RefSeq lists its product as uncharacterized. The transcript has 5 exons. NCBI's taxonomy places the organism in Eukaryota, Metazoa, Mollusca, Bivalvia, Venerida, Veneridae. Bases 1 to 1524 code for a protein of 507 amino acids. The record is from RefSeq and is a predicted model, not a curated record.